Messenger RNA from Haemonchus placei, 480 nucleotides. The record is from the annotation of a GenBank genome assembly. Lineage: Eukaryota; Metazoa; Nematoda; Chromadorea; Rhabditida; Trichostrongylidae.
AUGCACUCGGAACACGUUGCCGGUUUUAAAAACUUUCUUGGUUGGAAAUCACUUCCUGGAAUUCUUCACAUAACGUUACCAGUUGCUCCAGUAUACGUUGCCAUUCUUGUGCUCAGAAAACUCACCAUUUCGAAACUUAGCCGUGGCAUGGUAAUGUCAGCGAGCAAUCGACGUCUUCACUCACAAUUGCUGAAGGCGCUCACGAUCCAAGCCUGCUUACCCAUUUUAUUCCUACUUGCCGUCAUCGUGUAUGCCGUUGAGCAGUUGGACAUCUAUCAUCAUCCAGCUCUUGAAUUUUCCAUAUUCAUGAUGAGCAGUUUAAUUCCGAUGUUGAGUCCUCUCACAUCGCUUGUUUUCAUUCGUCCUUACAAUGUUUGGAUCAAAAAGAAGCUUCUACGCCGACCCAAUAUGUUCUCCAGCACCAAGAUAUCGACAAUCACGUCAAAGGCCAGGAUAAGUGACCCAAAUGUGGAGCUCUAA